Didymodactylos carnosus is the source of this 944-nucleotide messenger RNA. The record is from the annotation of a GenBank genome assembly. NCBI's taxonomy places the organism in Eukaryota, Metazoa, Rotifera, Eurotatoria, Philodinida, Philodinidae.
AUGGGUGUUAGGUUACAUCUGGAUAGCAGUGAUGUUUUCAAAAUUUCCAAAAGUCGAUUUUUAUACCCAUUUUGAGGGUAGAUAUCGUAGUCACAUGAUUUUUCUUCGAAAUGAUCUAAGAAUGAGUUAAAUUGCUUGCAUUUUCGUGGAGUUCUAAUCAUUUACCAAAAGGCACGCAACUGCUGAACGAAAAUCAGCAUUUUCAGAAAAAUCCCUAACUAGAAAACUAUUUGUGAAAUAGGCACUAUUGUUGUGAUAAAGUUGUAAUUACUGUGAGUCGAUAGAGCUUUUUUUAGAGCUACAUUCUGACACAUUUUUCUUUGUUAAAAGUCCAAAAUCCAAAUGAAUAUUGGUAAAAUUCAAAAAUUUGCUCGGAAAAAAAUUCUUUUAAGUCGAGUUUGUCGAUCAUGCUGAUUAUUUCUUACAUAACUUUUUAAAUAUACUUUGUGUAGAAACACAUACCAGACAGGUUUCAUAGAGAAUUGAAUGGGGAAUCUUUAAAACAACAUAGCUCAGAGGGGUUUAAGGAAGAGGAGAAAAAGAAAACAAACUAAGACGGCAAUUUCUCGUGCUCUACUCGUAUGGUACUCGUUACAGUAUAGCACAAUCCUGUAUUAUUAAAGGAAAAAAUAAGUUUUGAGCCUGGAAAAAAGAUAAAAUUGAUGCCAGUCGGUUUAAUUAACAAAAAAAAGAUGGAAAUGAGUUUGCCUUUAAAAAUAAAAGUUAUAGCUUUGUAAAAGAGAGAAAUGAGCAGAGAUGUCAAACGCUCAGGGGGGGGGGGCGCGCCGCCCGCGGCGGGGGGGGGGGGGGGGGGGGGGGGGGGGGGGGGGUGGGGGGCGGGGGGCGGGGGGGGGGGGGGGGGGGCGGGGGGGGGGUUGGGGGGGGGGGGGGGGGGGGGGGGGGGGGGGGGGGGGGGGGGGGGGGGGGGGGGGGGGGGGGGGGGG